Theileria equi strain WA is the source of this 922-nucleotide messenger RNA. Its product is annotated as 60S ribosomal protein L10, putative. Gene Ontology annotation, cellular component: large ribosomal subunit. The record is from RefSeq and is a predicted model, not a curated record. Gene Ontology annotation, biological process: translation. Bases 167 to 922 code for a protein of 251 amino acids. Gene Ontology annotation, molecular function: structural constituent of ribosome. NCBI's taxonomy places the organism in Eukaryota, Apicomplexa, Aconoidasida, Piroplasmida, Theileriidae. The transcript has a single exon.
GGUCAUUAAUCUCCAUAUUCGCUCCUUUCGUUCUGCUUGUAGGCGUUUUGUGGGCUCACAUUUUGGAAGAGUCUCUACUUUCUUCUCAUUUAUCGUCUAAAGCGACUCUCAGCCACUCUGGAGGACCCAAAGUCGGUUCCGGACUUUUAAAUAUGCCAAAGACUGGAUGUUCACCUCACUGACAGUCGUGGCAUCAUGGCUCGCGCUCAUUUGUUACCCGGGGGCCUACCGAGGCACACUGGAGGCCUUUAGGCCAGUAAACGACUUUAAAUCGCAAACAUUCCACUUUGGAGGACUUGGAGGCUACAAAUACUCUGAGUGUAUCCCUCAAAACUUCAAGACUACGCGUCUGGGAAAGACCAAGACCAUCGGAGACCUCAAGGCUCUACUCACUAAAUCGCAGAUUGUCAUUCAAGUUAACGCCACCAGGAUCACUGUAAAGGACAGAGAAAACAUCAACAAUGCACUUGCAAAGUUUAUAAAGGGGGAAGAAGGCUCUACGGAUCCGUCCAUAAAGGUCCAAAUGGCGAAGAACACACUCAUGGAAAAGGCCCUGGAAGGCACAGAAUUUGUUGAACUCACACCCAGUCUCAAGGGGACGAACAUUUACAUUUUUGUAUACGACGAUAAAGUCGUGCCAGAGGUCAUUGGAAUCAUUAACGGACUGAGAAAGGGUGAUAAGUCAGUCAGGAGACAUUUCAAGUAUUCGGCUGCAAUUUAUGCACAUACGAUGAUUCCCAUGCAGCAGGUGCAGAACCUUGAAUUUUUGGGUUCUAGAGAGGCGCUUGUUGCCCGCUUUGCAUCGUUGCUGCAAGGGAGCAUUCAGGGAUUGGCUGCCGCUGUAAACUCUGUCUCCUCAUCACUUGCCUCUGUCCUGGGCCAAGUUUGCAAACGUGACGCUGACACGUGUGAUAAAGAGUGA